Molecule: messenger RNA, 3076 nt
Organism: Toxoplasma gondii ME49
Lineage: Eukaryota; Apicomplexa; Conoidasida; Eucoccidiorida; Sarcocystidae
Product: polo kinase
Exons: 1
Coding region: 426-2519 (697 amino acids)
Biological process (GO): intracellular signal transduction; protein phosphorylation
Molecular function (GO): ATP binding; protein serine/threonine kinase activity
Source: RefSeq, a predicted model, not a curated record
GGCAAGCAAAGACGCUUGAGACGCUAGCGCCGUCAGACGCAGGGUGACGGAACGAACUGUCGUUGUGGGUCUAUUUGUCUCACUUGCCAAGACAAGGCAUGUCUGAUGUCACGUAUCGCUAGCUGUAAGUCGGUAGCACUGUGCGCUGCAGGCAACGACGCUCGCCUGCUAGGCCCCCGUUUAGUACGCGCAGUUGAGCGAGAGCACUGCUGGCAGAAAGCACAACGCUGAUUCGCCCGAAUUGACAGACACGCAACUGGCAAAUCCGUUCCUUGAGGGAGAAGCUCGAUUCGUCAGAGCUUCCUCUUAAGGACCACAGCCGGGCCUUUGCCGAGAAAAUCCCGCAUUUUGCCGGGGCAAUCUCAAGUGGAUCCGCGCUGGAAGCAGGGUUAUUGUCUGUUUAACUUUUUGAGGGAAGGACCAACAUGAGGCGUUCGAGGUCAAAAUACCAUGUCGGUACUUUUGUCACUGGGUCAGCUGUUCAGCGACUGACGCUAGUUGGAAUGUAUUCUGCAGUGUGGGUCACUUCAGCACAUAGCUCGCCUGUCAAUUCUGCAACUGUGUCCCCUUCGUUCUUUUUCCUGCAUUCCAAGCCGCCUCAUGGCUCCCCCCCAAAUGAGAGGACCACUGGAGAGUCCAGUGGCUCCAACGCCUCCAUAGAGUUGAUGGAAAUGCAGCCUACGCAACCAGAGUCCCUUUCCCCGACCGCGAUGGCCGCACGUCGCCCGAAUGUACCACCACUUCCCGAAGCAAGCGGGCUGCCGUCGCGCUUGCCUCCAUGGCAGGAAACGCCCUUUUCGCCUGGAAAGGGUGACACACAGGACUCUGCACAAGUGAGCACUCCUUCAGGCACUCCACGCGUGCAGCCGAUAAGUUCCCCGAAGCGAGAAGCUCUUUUUCGGAUGUCCCCUCCCCCGGUACCAAAGCGUUCUCUGCGCAGGACUCUUUCGCAAUAUUUCCGUGCACGGAAACAUUCUGGUGUCCCAAAUCCCCGCGCCUCUGCACAACUGCCAACAGCCGAUCGGGAGCAAGCAGUGAACCGGCCGCACAGAGCUUCCCGGCUGAUGAAGAGUUCUCCGUCUUCUGCAAGUCACCAGGCGCAUGGAGCAGCGCCUCAUCGGCGGCGCGCUGCUACCUCACCCCAGCCUCGCACACGCAGAGACCCAGCAGGUCCAGUUGGUCGGACGCUGAGGAAUUGGAUUAGCGACCGAUUAUCCCGCGCAUACAGACAUGUCAGGAGCAGGCUGCGCACGGGAUAUGCCAGACUGCUCCGGCAACUUCAUUCCAUGACAGAGAAAAUUCCCACACCACCAGUACAGCUGCCCGGUCAGGAGUGCGUAAACGUUUUGGGGGCUCAUGUCGCUCGACAGGUGGCCGACUGGAGGCAACAAAUGGGACGCACCUCGCUCGAGUUUGCAGUGGAUGCAGCUUUUCCUCGCGAUAAAGAUAUUUCGUUCAAGUCAUACAUCUCAAGGAAAAGUGUCACUUUACGCAUGGGGAAGGUUUUAGGAGGGGGUGCAAGGAGCAUUGUUGUGGAGGUAACGCGAGUUGAUACCGGCGACAGAUGGGCUUUGAAAGCUUUCCUGGUUCCACGGGAUGUCAUUGGCUCCCCUGGAACCCCACCGCCUUGGGACGCAAUCAGCGAGGAAGCCCAUGCGAUAAAAUUACUACCGCAUACAGUUCCAGCUGUAGUUUAUCGAAACCUGCGGUUUCUAGUCCCCGCCGACGUGUUGAUAUACGAGGGAGACGGAAUGGAGAAGCUUUGGAACAGACGCGGAACGGGCUCAAACUUCUACACAACCUAUCUUCUUUUCCCAAUAGCUCAAGGUUCUCUGUUGGACGCUGUCAGAGCAAUGUUCCGAGAUGCGAGACGGGGCAAUGCUGAGGUGUCUGAUGGUGAGGCAGCACGCACCCUGGCCGCGAAUGUGAGUUUUUCGAUUCAGAUUAUCCGCCUCACGGCACUGCUUCACAGCCACGGGGUUGUGCAUGGGGACUUCCAAACGAAGAGCUUUUUUUUGUGUCAAGACGGCUCUCUGUUCCUCGGUAGAGUCCGCAGUCUGACGCGAGUAGGAGCCCCAUAUCGAAGCCCCAGUUCCGCGACAGACAGUCCUCGCUGCACUCCCCCAGAGGUGCUAUCCCCCCCAGAAAAUGCGGCUUUUACAUUUUCGCUGAAUGCCUGGGAACUUGGUUGCAUUCUCUACCAGCUCUGGUGUGAGGGUCUUCCGUUUGGUCUGUCCCCGACACCCGAGACACCUGGGAAAAUCGUGCUGCCUCCUGUCAUAACAUCGCCUUAUUUGCAGACAAAGAAACGAUCUGGCUUAGCGGGCACAUCAACACGUCCAGUCAAGCAUCUGGUGUUCACUGGCUGCGUUAAAAACAUGCCCGUUGAAAUGCGACAAUUGAUUCGUCGCCUGCUCCAGGAAGACCCACACAAAAGGUUACUCCCGACUGAGAUUCUUCGGGAUCCUGUUUUCCAGAAACUCGAAGAGCAAUCGAGGCCACCGGACGCCCAGGCUUAGAUGGGGUUGACAUGUUUCGAACCCAGUUUCGUUCUCGGAAGGUUCUUGCCCGCUAUUCAGGGCAUCUGACUCGGUCCAGCUUUGAGUGCCUUGUGCCUGCACAGUGUUGAAAUUCGAAAGCGUAGGUGCACCGAGAUGUCCGUGUCACUGUUCUAGCCAGUUCUCUCCUGAUGCUUUUCCUCGAACCUCCAUACUUGUACGAUGUUGAUCCGCAAAUACGUGUCUAUUGAAAGGGUUGCACACAAGGUGUGUGUGGAGAGAGUUUGUUUUGCAAGCUCGUGCUUCUGUAUCACGCAACCACGCGGGACACGCUCCACAGUGUGGGGCCUCUAUGGAGGACGACAUUUUUGAUUGUUGUUGAUCAAUUCAUCCAAUAGCACAAACAGGAAAGAGUUUUUUCGUUUGCUGCUCGUCAACGCGCUCUUCUCUCGUUGUGCCUCUCACCUGCGUCCUCUUGCCCUCGCUCCGCUCCCAAGUCUUGCAGAAAUGUCAAUUUAUAACGAACUUGUGGCUGAGUAGACAAAUUUAGAAAGCUGGGCUGCUGACCAUAUUAAGCG